Symbiodinium sp. CCMP2456 is the source of this 186-nucleotide messenger RNA. The record is from the annotation of a GenBank genome assembly. Lineage: Eukaryota; Dinophyceae; Suessiales; Symbiodiniaceae.
GAGUUCUGCGACAGCGUGGCCACGGAGAAGUGGAUCAUGCAGGCAGGACGCUUGCGCAUCGAGGGCGAGUCUAUCGACAACUCCAAGGAUGACGGCGAUGCAAACAAAGGCCCUGAUGAGGUCUUCGAUGGUGCCGGCAACAAGAUCGAAAUCAAGAAGAGCGUGGCUGGCCUGCAAAGCCCAUAG